This is a messenger RNA of Ochotona princeps (American pika), 1091 nucleotides long. RefSeq names its product cysteine dioxygenase type 1 (gene CDO1). The record is from RefSeq and is a predicted model, not a curated record. Gene Ontology annotation, molecular function: cysteine dioxygenase activity; ferrous iron binding. Bases 266 to 868 code for a protein of 200 amino acids. Gene Ontology annotation, biological process: L-cysteine catabolic process. The transcript is spliced from 5 exons. Lineage: Eukaryota; Metazoa; Chordata; Mammalia; Lagomorpha; Ochotonidae.
UCCCCUUCCCCCUCUCCCAGGGCCGUUGGUUCAGUCCCGGAGCUUAAAAAGGCUCCUGGAGGACGCACUCCUUGGAGUUGGUCUGUGCCCAGCUGCUUGAGGUUUCUCCCGGAGCCAGGGAGGCUGUGUGCGCGCCAGGGGUAACGGGUGUGUCUGUGUGUGCCGGUGCGCUCGUGGGCUCCCAGCCCGCAGCCAGGCCCUGCACCUGCCCGGCAGCCGGCAGCCAGCAGCCGCAGUGAGAGGUGUGCGCCGGCCUGCCCAGGAGAUGGAGCCGACCGAGGUGCUGAAGCCGCGGAGCCUGACGGACCUCAUCCGCAUCCUGCACCAGCUCUUCGCUGGCGACGAGGUCAACGUGGAGGAGGUGCAGGCCGUCCUGGAGGCCUAUGAGAGCGACCCCGCAGAAUGGGCGCUCUAUGCCAAGUUCGACCAGUACCGAUAUACCCGAAAUCUUGUGGAUCAAGGAAAUGGAAAAUUUAAUCUGAUGAUUCUGUGCUGGGGUGAGGGUCAUGGCAGCAGCAUCCACGACCACACCGACUCCCACUGCUUCCUAAAGAUGCUGCAGGGAAAUCUCAAGGAGACCCUCUUUGCCUGGCCAGACCGAAAGUCCAACGAGAUGACCAAGAAGUCCGAAAGAACCUUGAGGGAGAACCAGUGUGCCUACAUCAACGAUUCUAUCGGCUUGCACCGGGUGGAGAAUGUGAGCCACACGGAGCCUGCCGUGAGCCUGCACCUGUACAGCCCGCCCUUCGACACGUGCCACGCCUUUGACCAAAGAACAGGACACAAAAACAAGGUCACCAUGACAUUCCAUAGCAAGUUUGGAAUCAAGACUCCGUUUAUGACUUCAGGUUCGCUGGAGAACAACUGAGGAGCAGCAGCAGCCCCCGCUCCCCUGCCCACUCCGUGCUGUGAGGUCCCACGAAGGCGUGCCCAGCAGGAAAGCCUCCCACUUGGGUCUCCCGCAAAGCAGAUGCCAUUAGCUAUGUCUGAGAUCCUGCAAAGGACAUUUCUCCCUGAAGAGAGAGAGAAACGCAGUCUUGUGAUUUAAAAGACCAAAUCAAACACUCUCCCUGUUCUUUCUCUGAGUCCAU